CCCAGUCAUUCGGUCACGACACGCGAUCACGGCAUGUCGUCGGUACGCCGCGUGCACGGGACAGCCGCAGUUGUUGUUGCGUUCGUAGUUUUUCGGUUAUCGCGUUUGUAUAAUAUUUGUAAUAACAAACGAUUAUAUAUAUUAAUGUAGUGCGCGUUUCGUCAUAAAACGAUAUUUAAAUAUUCAAUUCGAAUAUCACCAUAUUUUAGUGUUUCGUUCCACAGACGGCUGUCGGCUACAGUUUCGCGGUAAAUAAAAAAUUAAUAUUAUUUUUAAUUAGGUCGAAAAGAUGUAUUUCAUUCUAACCGCUAAAAGUCUACUGUGGGCCACGUUGAGCGUGGUGUCCACCAUUACUCUAUUCACGGCCAUUUACUCGCCGAAAUGGCUCAUCGGACCUACUGAUUACAACUGUCUAUCGAGCAAAUCGUUGCCCGCUGAAACGAACAACACCGUAGACUCGCCGUACUACGAAGUGCGCUGCCGCCCGUCCGUGGGCAUUUACUACCGGUGUAAGAAAAUCAACGGUAACCAGCACUGUGGUUCGUUCGCUGUCGAAGGACUGGCUACGGAUUCAACGAUGUUCCCGUUCGUAUGGAAGGUUGGCCUGGUGUUAAUGUCCGCUGGCGUUUUCGUCAGUUUUUUAAUGGCUGCUUUGGCCGUGGUCAGCUUUUGCAAACAAUCAAUAAGCAAGAAAAGCGUGUUUGGGAUAGCUGGUUCUGGGCAAGGACUCGCCGUUUUACUCUAUCUGAUCGGUGUUAUUUGUUUCGCCGCUGGUUGGGGUUCGGAACGCGUGGUGAUGCUGUGUGGUACUCAAUCCGUGCCUUUUGUCUCUGCGGAUUGCACGAAUGGAUCAGGUUUGUACACUGCAGCUUUUGGUAUUGUUCUCACUUUCGCCACUGCCAUGUUGUCGGGGCCAGCGGACCGGGCAACGUCUAGCGACAAAGUAGCACUUCAACUCGAACAAGGAGAAAAUAUUGUCUUUUUAUUAUAA
Messenger RNA from Rhopalosiphum maidis (corn leaf aphid), 991 nucleotides. Its product is annotated as LHFPL tetraspan subfamily member 2 protein. Lineage: Eukaryota; Metazoa; Arthropoda; Insecta; Hemiptera; Aphididae. Bases 290 to 991 code for a protein of 233 amino acids. The record is from RefSeq and is a predicted model, not a curated record. Gene Ontology annotation, cellular component: membrane. The transcript has 5 exons.